GCAGUCAGCUGUUUUGGUUCUUUUUGUUGACGUUGUAGCGGUGUUCGUUGUCCAAUAACAAUGACGCUGGCCUACGAUUCCGUGUUAUCCACAACGGCGGUAAUCAGCACAGUAUUUCAAUUUUUGUCGGGCACCGUGAUAUGCCGCAAAUACAUACAAAAGAAGAGCACAGGUGACUCGUCUGGCGUGCCAUUUAUAUGCGGCUUCUUAUCCUGUAGUUUUUGGCUGCGAUAUGGCGUGCUCACCAACGAGCAGAGCAUUGUGAUGGUCAAUAUGAUUGGGUCCACAUUAUUUCUGGUCUACACCCUGAUCUACUACGUAUUCACCAUUAAUAAACGCACCUAUGUUAAGCAAUUUGCCGUUGUACUAUUUGUCCUAAUCGCAGUUAUUGUUUACACAAACCGAUUGCAAGAUGAUCCUGCCGAAAUGAUACAUAUUACGGGCAUCGUUUGCUGCAUUGUUACCGUAUGCUUCUUUGCCGCACCGCUCACGUCCCUGGUGCAUGUGAUCCGUGCUAAGAACUCGGAGAGUUUACCGCUGCCCCUGAUUGCCACAUCGUUUUUCGUCAGCCUGCAGUGGCUUAUCUAUGGCAUUUUAAUAUCAGAUUCAUUUAUACAGAUACCCAAUUUUCUUGGUUGCCUACUGUCCCUGAUGCAAUUGGGCCUUUUUGUUUUGUAUCCGCCACGCAGUUAUUCCGGUCAAGGCUACAAGCUACUAGAACAGGCUGUGCCCUUUUAAGUAAUUAUACCAACCUAGUAUGUAUUUGUGUAUGUAUUGGAUGUAUUUGUAUGUACUUAUAUUGCGCAUUUUGCAAUCGAUAUUUAAGCAUGUUUCACUACAGGUAUAUAUAUUUUGAUAUAAGGUAAAAUGGCAAAAAAAAAAAAAAAAAACAUGCCUCUUUGCUUAGUUAUCAUACAUUUUGUAGCAUAUAUAGUAUGUAAUAUAUUGAUAAAACUGAUGCUUAUA
Molecule: messenger RNA, 966 nt
Organism: Drosophila grimshawi
Lineage: Eukaryota; Metazoa; Arthropoda; Insecta; Diptera; Drosophilidae
Gene: slv
Product: sugar transporter SWEET1
Exons: 6
Coding region: 61-738 (225 amino acids)
Biological process (GO): carbohydrate transport
Cellular component (GO): membrane
Molecular function (GO): sugar transmembrane transporter activity
Source: RefSeq, a predicted model, not a curated record